This is a messenger RNA of Erythranthe guttata (spotted monkey flower), 1031 nucleotides long. The record is from RefSeq and is a predicted model, not a curated record. Lineage: Eukaryota; Viridiplantae; Streptophyta; Magnoliopsida; Lamiales; Phrymaceae.
AUGCCGUUAUUAAAUUAUCCAACGGUUUCUUGGUUUCCAAUUCUAUCAUCUUCAUCUUUGUCCAAUUCACAGGGCCUUAUUACACAUGGAGGGUUUCUUCGAAUCGAGAAAUCGAAACGUAUAUUAUGCAAUAAAAAAACCGUUGUCCGAAAAUUGUCGAGAAAUCUCGAUUUUGUGAUUAAUGCCGCCGCCGCUGCUGGUGCCGAGAGUGGCCAAAGAAGCAACCGAAUCGGCACUAAAGAACAAUGUGCAGUUAAUGAGUUUGUGAGAAACAAGUUUCUGCAACAGGAAAUCGAAUUCCCGACGUCUGGUUUGGAAUCUGUACCAGGCGACGGUGAAGGCGGUAUAGAAAUGACAGGGAGUAUGCAACUUAUUCGUGAAUUUUGCGACCUCGUCAUUACUCCAGAGAAAGUCACACGGACUCGAAUUUUCUUUCCCGAGGCCAACGAAGUGGAUUUUGCAAGAAAAUCGGCAUUCGGAGGAUCUUCAUUGAAAUUGGACUACUUAACAAAACCGUCGUUUUUCGAAGAUUUCGGCUUCGGAACGAAAGUUAAAAUGGCUGACAGAGUAAAGCCGGAAGACGAACUUUUCUUGGUUGGAUAUCCGUAUUUUAAUGUUAAUGAGAUGCUUGUGGUUGAAGAACUGUAUAAAGAAGCUGUGGUCGGGACUUUGCGUAAAAUGAUUAUAUUCAACGGUGAACUUGACAGAAUACGAUCCGGCUAUUAUCCGGCGUUUUUCUAUCCGAAACUGGCUGCACUGACGCAAUCGUUUCUGCCGAAGAUGGAGACUGUUUAUUACAUUCACAACUUCAAAGGUCGAAACGGAGGUGUCCUUUUCAGGAGCUACCCUGGACCAUGGAAAGUAAUUAAAAGAGUGAGAAACAAAUAUGUAUGUGUGCAUAAGCAGGAAAAGAUGCCAUCACUUAAGGAAGUUGCUUUGGAAAUUCUUCCUUCAGCAUAAACUCUGUAUGCAUGUAUAUAUAUGCUUAUAUAUAUAUACUUUCUAUGAAUCAACUUUGGCUUAAUUCCACU